Ectocarpus siliculosus is the source of this 333-nucleotide messenger RNA. NCBI's taxonomy places the organism in Eukaryota, Phaeophyceae, Ectocarpales, Ectocarpaceae. The record is from the annotation of a GenBank genome assembly.
AUGAAGCCUGGUAAAGAGCCUGACGAGUGGGGGGGGUCGGUAUGGGAAGAAAAAACACCAGAGGAGAGCAAAAGAGAGGAUGGGCUUGAAGAUCUCGUGAAGAAGGUAUCGUCACUCUUUUACGAGAGUGAGGACUUUAUUAAAGUCUUCGAGGAUUUCGUUGAAACAAACGCACACAAGAUCGACCUCGACGUCGAAGAAAUGAAGCUCGAGUACACAGAUCUGUACGACGACUACCAGGCGUUGUUCGAGAAGAAAAUCGAAGGUCAGUGCUGGUCGCAAUGCGACCAACACGGCGAUAUAUUCUUGGAUGCGUCCUACUCCACAAAUUGA